CCAUUGACAAUUGGCGUUUCGAUACGUCAUAGACUAGCGAAUUAUUAAGCGUAACUCAGUCCGAUAUCAAGGUUGGAGCAAUCAGUUUCAAAGUAUCCAUUUUUGUGGCUGCAUUUUGCAAAAGUGCACUUAGUACAAUGGAAAAUAAAUACAACAUGAAAAGUCCCGCUGUAAAAAGGCUUAUGCGUGAAGCUCAAGAGCUUUCUCAGCCUACUGCAGAAUACUUUGCUCAGCCAGUUGAAGAUAACUUGUUUGAAUGGCAUUUCUCAGUAAGAGGCCCAGCUGAUUCAGACUUUGAAGGUGGAGUGUAUCAUGGAAGAAUUUCACUUCCUCCUGAGUACCCUUUGAAACCUCCAAGCAUUAUGCUACUCACGCCCAAUGGAAGAUUUGAGGUUAACCGCAAAAUUUGCCUUAGUAUAUCUGGUCACCACCCUGAAUCUUGGCUUCCAUCAUGGUCUAUACGUACAGCUUUACUAGCAAUAAUAGGAUUCAUGCCAUCUCCUGGAAUGGGGGCCAUUGCAUCUCUUGACUAUUCACAAGAGGAAAGACAAAAGCUUGCCAAAAAGUCUCUUGAAUUUGUGUGCCCUGAAUGUGGAAAGAUUUUAAACCUUCUUCAAGAACCCAGUCAGUUGACAAAUGAGAAUGAAGCCGUUCAAGCAGAAGCCAGGGAGAUCGCUGCCCAGGUUACAAUGAAGGGUGAAUCGAGCAAUGAAAACCCCACACAAGAACCUGUACAUACGGAAGAGCCCACUACUAUCACUCAGCAGCAGCAACUGCAACAACCAGCAGCAGCAGCACCCAGUACGAAUAAUAAUGAUGUUUCAUACAACUAUAUAAUCGCUGCCAUUGUUGUGGCUUUAGCAAUUCUUUUGUUCCGCCGAUUUGCUUCAUCUAUGAUGGCAUGAAAAUCAGGCCAACAGAUAAAUAUUUUAUUGUUUUCCAAAUUUCAUAACUUGCAUGACAUGAGGAUGAAAGUACGGAUCAUAUCCUGGCAGUUGUAUAUGAGAAACUGCUAGGAACAAAUGCUGUAACGGUGUGGCAAUGAAACUUGUGUAUGACUUGUGUAUUCAUUUACUAUCGCAGAUAAAAAAUUGUUACAAAAUUACACUAACAAAAUUGUG
Messenger RNA from Daphnia magna, 1121 nucleotides. Its product is annotated as ubiquitin-conjugating enzyme E2 J1. The record is from RefSeq and is a predicted model, not a curated record. NCBI's taxonomy places the organism in Eukaryota, Metazoa, Arthropoda, Branchiopoda, Diplostraca, Daphniidae. The transcript has 3 exons. The coding region runs from base 138 to 905 and encodes 255 amino acids.